CCAGUGAUUUAUCUUCAGAAACAAUAUAUUUAUGUUGUAUUUAAGAAGGCGUCCAUGUUUUGCAAUCCCCCAGAAUUAAUGGAAUACCUGAGAAAUGGACGAAACGCAUCAUAGCAAGUGAUUCUCACCAUCUGGCUAUCUUUGUACUACUAACAUCUCGCUACUAACCCUGUCCGUGGGUCUUGUUUUAGACACACGUUUUUCUCGCUCCGCCCCUACUUAGGUUACUACCAGUAACAAACCUUAACAGGUCUUCCCAGAAGUUGUUUGUUGGAUUUCUAAAUCGCACAGAAAUGGCAAAACCUAAGAACUGUCUCAAACGGAUUUUCAUCUUCUUCAACCUUCUGUUUGCGAUUGUCGGUGGUGUGGUAGCAAGCCUGGGCCUGGUGUGGCAUUUAUUCUACCAAAAAGAAAUUACCGAGUUAACCCUCGUCUUCGUGGUGGGAGGUGCCACCACAGCCUUGUCUCUUCUCGGGGCUUAUGGCGCGCACAGAGAGAAGAGCAUCCCCCUGAUUUUGUUUCUGGCAGCCUGUUGUGUAGCCUGCUUUGGACUCCUGCUUCUUACUGUUCCUGCAGCCAUUUAUCGUCCCCAGGUAGAGCAGGAGUUUGAAGAGAAGCUCCGUGCUGCGCCGCCUCUGUACACAGCCUCCCCUGAUAUCAGGGAGUUGGCUCAGAGUAUUCAGCGUUCGUUAAAAUGCUGUGGGCUGUUCAGUUACACCGAAUGGGGCCCCAAGAUCCCAGACUCCUGCCUCUGUCAGGCUGUAGAUGAUGAGAUUUCGGGCAAAUGCCAGGAUGUUCAGGACAGGUAUUUUGCCCUUCCUUUGAUGGGAUUUCACAAGCUGAUCUACAAGCAGACGUGCUUCCCCAUCCUUCAGUACUACAUGUCCAAGGGUUUCGACAUCAUUUUUGGCGUAUUGUUUGGAUUAGCAAGCCUGGCUCUCCUGGGAGUAGUGAUGUCAGCCAUCCUGUUGGCCCAGCUCAGGAGAUCAACUGCUGGGGUUUCUGUGGUGUUCAGUGUCAGUUCGUUGCCCUCCAAGCAGAAAAUCUGGUCUCCGCCUCCCAAAUACAGUGAGCUCUACAACCAGCCUGAGAACUAGAACAUUACAAUGAGCCGAAGACUGCAGCUGGGUCUUAGGUUCAGGGUAUAAUUUACGUUACUGGUUAGUGAACUAGUGUGGUUGAUAUUAUUCUUGUUGCUGUAGUCCACAUGGAGAAUUAGAAUGGCAAAAGUCUGCCAGACACUUUGACUCCCACAGCGCUGAAGACGGUUGAAUAGAGAUUUUAAUUCUUGUGAUUCUAUUUCUAUUGUUCACAUCUUCUGUGCCACACAGUCUUCACACUGUUCCUUUGUUUCUGCUGUUGCGCUACUUAGCUUUUUCACUGUCUAUGAAUCCCCUCUGAAAAUAUGCUACAUUCUUAGUUUAAUUUGCUUUGACAUUUAGGAUUUAGAACCAUGAUAAAUAUGCAGGUGUUUAUUAGUAAUAUUGUAUUUGCCAACAGUAAUUAACUGGCAGGGCAUUGUAAAGGGAGGAUAUCCUGAGUGUACCUCAGUGACACAAAGUAAAAGUAUCUUCCAUAUUUUCAUUUAGCUCCUUUUAAGAUUGCUGUCAUUUGGCGCAACGUACAGUAGAGAGUGAAUACAUUUUCCCACUUUGUUUUUAUUGGUACCACU
This is a messenger RNA of Esox lucius (northern pike), 1672 nucleotides long. RefSeq names its product tetraspanin-8. Gene Ontology annotation, cellular component: membrane. The coding region runs from base 294 to 1097 and encodes 267 amino acids. The record is from RefSeq and is a predicted model, not a curated record. NCBI's taxonomy places the organism in Eukaryota, Metazoa, Chordata, Actinopteri, Esociformes, Esocidae. The transcript is spliced from 9 exons.